Ylistrum balloti is the source of this 5115-nucleotide messenger RNA. RefSeq names its product 1,5-anhydro-D-fructose reductase-like. The record is from RefSeq and is a predicted model, not a curated record. Gene Ontology annotation, molecular function: aldose reductase (NADPH) activity. Lineage: Eukaryota; Metazoa; Mollusca; Bivalvia; Pectinida; Pectinidae. Bases 159 to 1109 code for a protein of 316 amino acids. The transcript has 10 exons. Gene Ontology annotation, cellular component: cytosol.
AUAUUCGUAGGCACAUGGGAGCUGUGUCUGUGAAAUAUAGGACGUGUAAAAAAUAACAAAAAACAACGUCAUCGCAUGUUUGACUGAAAUCCAGCAGAAUUCGGUCAGACCGAACUCCACGUCAAAGCGGUUAACUUCAACCCCUCUUCAGUGGUGUCAUGGCAGAGAAGUUGGGUUUCAAAUUGCAAAGCGGAAAUGUGAUGCCAGCGGUUGGUUUAGGAACAUAUGCACCGAAGCAGGGAGAAGAUGAGGUGAUUACUGCUGUUAAAAUCGGUGUGCGUGCUGGGUACCGCCACCUUGACUGUGCUGCCAUCUACAGGAAUGAGCGUGCAGUGGGUCAUGCUAUCAAGGAGUUGAUUAUAGAGGACACAAUAAAGAGGGAGGACUUGUUUGUCACCAGCAAGUUAUGGAAUACCUGUCACCGACCUGACCUUGUGCGUUCUAGUUUAAAGAAGAGUUUGUAUGACCUUGGUCUGACCUACCUGGACCUUUACCUCAUUCACUGGCCAAUGGGUCUACAGGAAGGUGGUGAAUUUAUACCAAAGGAUGAAGAUGGUACAGUGUUAUUCUCAGAUGUCGACUUUGUGGAGACAUGGAAGGCUUUGGAAGAUUGUGUAGAUGAGGGCCUUGUCAAAGACAUUGGUUUAUCAAACUUCAACAGUCAGCAGAUAUCACAGAUAUUGGACAUUGCCCACAUACCACCCAGUAACAAUCAGAUUGAAAUCCAUCUUCACCUAGCUAAUUCCAAACUCAUCCAGUUCUGUCAGGAAAAGGGUAUUUCUGUGACCGCCUACUCACCUCUUGGAAGUCCAGGCAAUAAAACUGUUCACUUCACUCAGUCACUCCAAGAACCAGUAGUACUGGAUAUAGCACAGAAGAAAGGCAAAACUCCAGCACAGAUCAUACUUCGUUUCCUGCUUCAGAAGAAAACAUGUGUAAUUCCUAAAAGUGUUUCACCUUCCCGGGUUAUUGAGAACUUUCAGAUAUUUGACUUUGAAUUAGGUUCUGAUGAAGUGAACAAGCUAGAAUCCCUCAAUAAGAACUACAGAUUAAAUCUAGAGACCCAUUCCAUGAAACACAAGUUUUACCCCUUCAAUAUUGAGUAUUAGUAAGAAAACGUGGCUGGAGAUAUAUUAAUCAAAAUCAGCUGUGUACCAAGUACUAUUAUUUCAUUUACUAUGGUAUGCUGUCGACCUGGAGGAGCUGGGGAUUCGAUGAUCAUGUACAAUAUAGCUGGGUGUGCUACAGAAAUAUCUGAUGGAACCUGAUACACAUAGAUGUUUUUUGUUGUAUUGCUGGGAAUGCUGCAGAACUAUCCGACUGGAUUUAAAACACAAGCAUGUAUUAGUGUCGCAGGUUGUACAGUAAACCUAACUGAGCUGGGGAUUUAAUGCACAUAUAUUUCUGAGUGCACAGGCUAUCUGUGGGAGGGAUCUGAUGCACAUGCAACAAUGGGUGUACAGUGAGCUUUCUGAGGAGAUUAUAUGUUUUGUCUUGGAUAUGAAGCAAAGAUAAAACUGAAGCUGUCGGAGGAUGUGCAGAUAAAGCUGGAGCUGUCUGAGGAUGCACAGAUAAAGCUGGAGCUGUCACAGGAUGCGCAGAUAAAGCUGGAGCUGUCUGAGGAUGCACAGAUAAAGCUGGAGAUGUCUGAGGAUGCACAGAUAAAGCUGGAGAUGUCUGAGGAUGCACAGAUAAAGCUGGAGCUGUCUAAUGUGAGAAGAAUGAAUAUGGUAUAUUAGGAACAUUUAUUUUUCGGAAGGGACUUGAUACACAUAUCAUAUUUAGUAUACUGCCAAGAUAUCCAAGAUAGUCUAAUUGAAUAUGUAUUUUCAGUUGUGGCAUGGUGUUAUUUUAGAGGAAUUUAUGUACUACAAAGUGUACCGGCCGGGUGUUGUAAUUGCCAAGUGCACAGACACACAAUGGUUUAUGGUGCUAACACUAUCUCUGUAAUAAUUUUUGCUCUUGUGUAUUAAUCUAAAAUUCAAAGUUCAUGUAUGCCUGGUUUAUAAAGUGAGUUGAAGAGUCAUAAGAAUAUAUAUUAUGUAUGUAGAGAAGUUGUGAGUCAGUUUAAAGUCUGGAAUUCAAGCAAAUGCCAUAUUGUGAACUAGAAGUGCUGUAGAUUCAGUCUAUGUUGAAUUUCUGUUGAUAAGUAAUGUACACUUGUACUAUAAAAUCAGUGUUUUACUGGGCGUUUUAUUUUUGUUGAUUUCAGAUGUACCUGAGAUCUGUUAAUUAAUAUGGCAAUAAAAUGUUUUGUUGUAUAAUUACUUGUGUAUAUGUUGAAAAAGCUUCAUGGUUUCAAAUUAACAUUAUUGUUGAUCAGCUGCUUUUAACACAAUGUAUAAAUAGGUAUUUACACUUAUAUGAGAGAGAGAGAAAGAGAGAGAGAGAGUGAUGUUUAUUGGAGAAAAUCUAAAUUGUAAAUCGCCAGUUUUUUCUGUACCAAACGAAUCCUUAAUUUAUAGUUACUCCUGAAAUAUGGAGAGAAAACAUAAAGAAUUUUGUGAUUCAUGACCAAACUGAUAAGAAACAUCUCAGGUUUACCUGUUUAGCAAUUGAAAAUGAUCUUUUUUAAUAUGAAAUUAUACAAUCUUUUUAUUAAAACAUGAUAACACUUUUUUAUGACAGUACAUUGUGGGUAGUUUGGAAGAUGAGCUGUGUCACUUGUGCUUCUUAUCAAAGGAUAUCACUCAGUCUCUAACUGUGAACCUAUUGGUAAUGCCACUUGAAGUUUUAGAAUGAGUAUAAUAUCGAUGGUACUUGUAUUUGCGGUAAAAUCUUGACUUUUGCUUCUUGUGAAUAAAUUUCAUGCAUUGGUUUUAGACAAUCAGUAUUUAGCAUAAAUAAACUUUUUGACUAGUGUAUGUUUUAAUUAGAUUGUACUGAUUUUUGUUGUAAUUCCUUGAACCCAAUGUCCUGAUAACAUACCUUCAGAUCUUUGUUGUAAUUCCUUGAACCCAAUGUCCUAAUAGGAAACUUUCAGAAUUUGUUGUAAUUCCUUGAACCCAAUGUCCUGAUAACAUACCUUCAGAUCUUUGUUGUAAUUCCUUGUACUCCAUGGUCCUGAUAACAUACUAUCAUAUCUUUGUUGUAAUUCCUUGUACCCCAUAGUCCUGAAAACAUACUAUCAUAACUUUGUUGUAAUUCCUUGUACCCCAUAGUCCUGAUAACAUACUAUCGUAACUUUGUUGUAAUUCCUUGUACCCCAUAGUCCUGAUAACAUACUAUCAUAACUUUGUUGUAAUUCCUUGUACCAAUUGACCUAAUAUGAUGCCUUCAGCUUUUACAUCUGGCAUGUGUGUUCCAUAACACCUUUCCAACGGUACCAAGAUUUUUGAACUUGUGACCUUGACUGUGAGCUUUGACCUACAUUGAAAUUUAAAAAAGUCAUUACCACAAUAAAGACAUUGUUAUUCUUAGUACCCUUUGUCCUGAUAGUAGAUCAGUCAAUCUUUUUGGUAUUAACCAGAACCCUUGAUUAAUCCAGGUGAAAGGUUAUACUGAUUCUAUAUUUAACUUCUGUAUUGCCCCUAGGUUGGUUAGAUUUGUACUGUCGGUCGAUUUUAUCUCUUUGUUCCAUGAGCCACGAAAAGAUCGAAGUACAUACAUUAUAUAUGUUGUUUUUACUUAUGUAUUGUAUCUUUGCCUUUGACAUAUUAGUACUGGUCUAGACAUAGUUCAAAGAUACGGGCCCCACGACCUCAACAUCAGUACUGUAUUGUAAGUUGGAAAAAGAACAUCCUUUGACAAGUAUCCAAACAAGAACACAUCAAUACUUGUAAUUUGCUGUGUAAUUUAAGUUAUGUAGAUUGCAUUUCGUCAACUUGAAGGUUCACCAUAAGAUGUUACUGGUUAGAAAGCAACACAAGAAAGGUUCUAAGUAUGCUUAUUCUCACAAACUCUUUCACAAUUUUGUGUACAUAUCUACAACAAGAAAAAUAUAUAUAGUAUGAUAUGUCAUAUGUCAACUAUCUUGGUGAAGGACUUUUUCGAAUGCAGUGUUCAAUUACUCCUCAAUGGUGGUCUACCUGUAUAUUGCAAGUUUCUCAAUUGCCCAUAGAUGUAACAUAUUGUUUCUAGAUAAAAUACAAGUUAUAGAUCUGAUUGAAACAUAACUUUCAACUUCAAUUCUGAUAAGAAUUUGUGUCAGGAGGAUAUACCACUAUGAUCUGCAGUCUUAUUGUGUAUGUGAUUGAAGAACAAAUUCUAUGAACUUUCCAUAGAUUUAAAGUGGGAGAUAAACCUGAUGUUAAUUAUUUGCACAGUUUCCUAUAAAUGCAAAUUCUGAAAAUACCUCAGUAAUAUGAUUAAUGUUUAACAAAUGGUGCAUGAUAAAAUUCUACUCUUCAUAGAUUGCAUUUUAUAUUUUGCCAUCAGAAAAUUUUGAUUUACAAAUGUAAUGGAAUGUGUAAUAUAAAAUGGUGAAAUUGGAAUUAGGGUUCGGUGAACCUAAUCCCUAUAUUAAACAUAGCAUAUUAUAACACAGUAUACCAAUAUUUUUUAUUGUAUAGCACUUUUUGGCCAUAAUGCUAUAUAUAUUAUGAACUGUGUUGUGAUGCUCUGUAAAUCUUUGAUAUAUUUCUUACUUAUCUAUAGAUGUAAUGUGUAUUUAUUUCGUGUCCUUGUAUUAUCAAAAAUGCCAAAAAAAUAACUCGGUAUUGCAUUUUGAAUGUAGAUACAUAUGAAAACACCAACUAAAGUUCAGAUGGUUGUUUUACUGGAUGUACGAGAAAGGACAAAGGAGAGUCUGUAAUUGUCAUGUAAAUACCAUAUUCUGAAAGAAAGCCUGGAACACCUUAAUGCAGCAUUUCAUUGUGAUUUUACAGAGGAAUAUUCCUGUUGAUUUGAGUAGACUUAUAUUUACAAUAAAGUUGUAAGUGCUGUUGUAUGCAGUCAAAUUCUAUUAUUUUGAAAAAUGCCCUAAUGUGUGAGUGAGCCUUUUUGUGGUGUGUUGACUGUUCAUUUGCUGUCUUCAACUCUCCUGUAAACUCUUUGCAUGGCGUCAGUGAUCAAAUGUGUUUCGUUUGUGUCAAGGUCACAUAGAGAUUUCUUGACUUACUUGGAUUGCCAAGGUUUCCUUUAUAGUCUUCCAUAAAACCUUUUUUUCUAUUUGAA